Molecule: messenger RNA, 1972 nt
Organism: Cydia pomonella (codling moth)
Lineage: Eukaryota; Metazoa; Arthropoda; Insecta; Lepidoptera; Tortricidae
Gene: Lis-1
Product: proteasomal ATPase-associated factor 1-like
Exons: 6
Coding region: 200-1384 (394 amino acids)
Molecular function (GO): protein binding
Source: RefSeq, a predicted model, not a curated record
AAGUGUCAGUUUUAAAAUUCGCAUCUUUAGGCAACUCAUCUUGAGAGUGUUGUUCAUUGUUAUUGCUUCUUUUCGCACAAUUAUGGGCGUAUAAUUGAUACAAUAUAAGAGUCUUGAUAAUACAAACGUAAAUCUACAUCUUCUGUUAUUUCAACUUGGAAAGACACCGUCACAAACUUUAUUUUAACUUGUUAAAAGCAUGUCGGCGAAGUUCCCGGUUAUUACAAUUCAAUGCGAUUGGAAUGAAGUCAUAAAACUGCCAAAGUGCAAAGCUUGGAUAUCCUCCAAAUAUUUAAAUCAAAAUAGUGUCCAUGAUGAACUUAGAACAAGCUUAAAUAAUAGUGAUGGGAAAAUUAAGAUAGAAUUCUCAGAUAAUUACCAGUAUAUAUCUCACGGAAACCUUAGCCUUGUGAUAAAGCAUAUUUCUGGUUUGAAGACAGCUUUUGUAGCCCCGACUAAAGCAUACAAAGUGCAUAAGAAGGGAGUCACAACUGUGUCUGCAUCUGGCACAGAGAAUGCAUUGGCUAUAUCUGCUUGUGAUGGUGACCAACUUUUGGUAUGGGACAGUAGGACAGGUGAAGUCAUGCUAGAUCUUAAAGGCCAUGGUGGUCCUGUGUACAAGAGCAAAUUCUUCAAUUCUGGUGUAGUGGUGAUAUCGGCUGGUGCCGAUGGAUCAUGUCGGAUCUGGUCUGCUGACACUGGAGUGAACCCUGUCACGCUGAUAGGUCACAAAAUGGCUAUUUGUGAUAUUGCUAUUGUUGAAGUUGGAAGGAAUGUGAUUUCUGUCAGCAAGGAUGGUACAGCAAAGCUGUGGGAUGUUGGUCAAGCAGCAUGUUUGGCCAACAUUGUUGAAGGUCAUGGUCAGAUAAAUUGCUGCACCCUAACAACAGCAACUGAUGAAGUGCCUGUUGAGAAUGAGAGAGAGGUGGGAACAAGUAACAAACUCCUAAUUAUUGGUUGCGAGAGUGGCUUAGUCGUUGGUGCCCAUGUAGCCAAAAGAGAGGAAGUGUUCCGGAAGCAGAUGGACUCUGCCUGCAAUGCUUGCAUUGUUGUAGGACAGAAUGCCAUUAUAGGCUGUAGUAGUGGGAAGAUAAUGCUCCUCAACCUCCAAAACGGCGAACUAGGAGAGUUACACGAAUCCGCGAGCCCAGUCCUAAGCAUGGUAACAUUGCCCAACCAGAUGUUCGCAGUCGGGCGCCAAGACGGCACAUGCACUGUUAUGUCACUACACGAAGCCCACGGUGCCACCCGAGUCCAACUGACCGGCUCAGAUUGCGACGGAAUCAGAGACCUAGCCUUCAAUGGAAAAUGGAUUUUUGCUGCCUGCCGUGACUGUAAUGUUAGGAAGUAUGACUUCAAUCAAGUGAUCGUACAUUUUAAGUGAGAGUUAUUACUUCAUGUGACAAUAUCUGUAAGUUAAUUUUUUUCAACUCUUUGACCACCAAGGACGCCCAUACGUGCGCACGCAAAAUGUGUAUUUAGCGCCAUGACGUGUAUACACGUUAAGAGAUAAUAAUAGAGAUAAAAUAAAUCUACAAAUAUGUUUCCGUAAUUAUGCUACUGCUCUAGAUAAUCCUUAUCGACUUCUAGCUUUGAUUUUAAAUAGUUAAGCUAAUAUAUCUACAACAGCUCGAAAACCAACAACGUAUGAAUUAUUGUAAGUCCAACGUGGCGGCUUGUGCACAUUUUCUGGGACCGUGUCUUGGCGGUCAAAGGAUUAAUAGUGAUAGGAUUGUUGUUGACUGAAUUAAGCGUUCUCAAUUAAAUUAGGUAAUCUUGUUGAACUUCAGAGCAAAUACUAUUUACCUCUAUUACACGAAAAUCGGAGUGUUGCGAAAUUUUACCCGCCAUAAUGCUUCGCCCAAAAAGUAGUAAUUUUCCGCUCAAAUAUAAGCAAGUAACAACCACUUUGAAUGAUCUAGUGCCUAGUGUUUUAUACAUUGAGCUAAAUAAAAUAUGUCCAAGACAUAAA